CCCAUAUCAUCCAUUUUCUUUUGUACUUUUUUCUUUUUUUCUGCUUCUCGUUCUUUUUAUUUUCUGUAUUCUAGUCCAUCUUGUUUCAGAUAUAAUGGGUGCCAGUCAGUCCAAGCGAAAAAACAGCCCUCACCUUCAUCCACCGCCAAGAGAUCUACAUCUGAGCAACAGCAACAGUAGCAGUGAAAGUAGCAACAAUAGUGUCAAAUACCGUCAUCAUUCUGCAGAGCCACCAUCGCCCACCCGCCAACGGUCAGCAUCUUCAUCACACAGUCGACCUACUUACAGUGCAGCGUCCCAACGAGCUGUCAGUUAUGGAUCCAUGCGACCACAACAUCCUUAUCCACAUCAGAGCACCGUAGCGCCAUCAAUACCAACAGCAACAGCACCUCCACCCUUAGCCAGUCAGCGAAGACGCACAAUGCCGGGACUUGUCAGGCGGCCUGAUGAUUACGCAUUACAUACCGAUAGUUUCUACCUUCCUCAAGACUGGGAUGCAGAAGACCGCUUCUUUGCAGCUCACCUCGCUCUGAAGCGGAUAUUUGGCGAGAACGUGGCACCCAGUGUGCAACCCAAACUCAAGCCAGGAGCGCGAGUAGCUGAGAUCGGCUGUGGAAAUGGCCCUUGGAUCAUGGACAUGGCAGCACAAUAUCCAGAAUGUCAAUAUUUUGGUAUUGACACGCCUGCUGAUCUUUCUCCGUCGCCCCAAUUGAUGAUGCUCACCAAUAUUCGGUUCCAUGCGGUGGAGCUAAACAAAGGCACCCUUCCCUUCCCCGCAAAUAGCUUUGAUGUGAUCUAUGGUCGAGCCCUGGGUUUUCGGUUCGGGGUCUCCUGCUGGGCACAAUUGUUACGCGAGAUGCGCCGUAUUCUUAAGCCCGGUGGCGUUAUCUACUUUCACGAAGCCCAUUUCCAACCACAAGGUUCUGUCAUGAUCGACUCAUUUGCUGAAACACUAAAAAAGAUCGCGGAUGGUGUUGACAAGGAUCUAGAUUUGGCACCUAAAAUACCCCAGGUGUUGGAUAACGAAGGCAUCCAGGUUUUAGAUCAUCGAGAAGUAUCGAUUGAUUUGGACCGGAACGAUAAAAUAAGUGAGGAAAUGAUGGCAAUACUUUUACGAGCAUUCGAUCUAGUGGCACCUUACUUUGCACCGCUCAUGGGAUUAGAUGAGGAUGAAUACGAACAACGAGUGGAAAUGUUUUGUGCACAAUGUGUAAAACACCAUACCAGACUCGACUGGCACUCGUAUGUAUGCGUGCCUGCGUCCUUUAUGUUAUCCAACUCAUAAUUGCACAGCCCGUAGUAAUACCCCACAGUUUUUUGUUGUAUUUAAAGCCAAGUUCUUCCUCCUUUCUUGUUAGUUUUCUACAUGCACACACAGACGCACACCUUUCUUCAUUGCACAUCCACUCAUAUAGCACAGCACAGCCUUUCCUUACCUUAUAUAUAUCUUAUAAUAUAAUCACCUGCAUCCCUGUAUUAUUAUUCCUAGUAUCUUUUUUUAACAAACUUCUUAUAAUACUUCUAGUACA
This is a messenger RNA of Zychaea mexicana, 1529 nucleotides long. RefSeq names its product S-adenosyl-L-methionine-dependent methyltransferase. The record is from RefSeq and is a predicted model, not a curated record. The transcript has 6 exons. Lineage: Eukaryota; Fungi; Mucoromycota; Mucoromycetes; Mucorales; Lichtheimiaceae. The coding region runs from base 95 to 1285 and encodes 396 amino acids.